CCGAGGUCUUCGUUAAUUAUUAGAUGGGGCAGGUCGUUGGCUGCCGCCCGCUUCCCGAGGGGCGGGUUUAGGAGGACCAUCUGCGUCCGCUCUUGUUGGAGUCGAGAGAGAGAGAGAAAGGAAAAGCCAUGAGUUCGCCGCCGGUGGACGACUUGUGCUGCGUCUGCCACGAGAGGUUCAACCUCCCGUGUCAGGCCAACUGCUCCCACUGGUUCUGCGGAAGCUGUAUCAUGCGGGUAUGGAGUUCUGGAUUUACCCUUCAGCCAUGCAAGUGUCCUCUAUGUCGACGUUUGAUAACUUUACUUCUACCUGGUGCCUCGUUAUACCAAAGCUAUGACCGUGAAGCUUAUCGAGUACUUCGAAAUAUUGAGAAUUACAAUCGUCAAUUUGGCAGCGGCUCAAAUGGCCUUAUUCAGAGUUUGCGGGACGUUCCAUUCUUCCUUAGAAGGUUGUUAAGAGAAUGGAUGGAUCCUCAGAGGGCACUUCCUCUUGCCUUUAGGGCACGGACAGUCUUGUCUAUGCUGUUCAGUGUGAUUUAUGUACUCAGCCCCUUUGACAUUCUCCCAGAACGAAUCUUCGGUUUUGUCGGUUUCCUAGAUGACCUCCUCGUACUGGUGAUCGUGUUCCUCAACCUUGCUGCUGUAUACCGCGCUUUACUUCUUAACCGUCAUGGAGGUGCUUGAAUUGCUUGCUUUUGGAUGGCUAUAUAAAGUAUUGUUCCAAUAGAGAAGUUUCUAGCAAAAUUUCCUGAACAAUCAAAAUCUGGAAGUUAUUCUGUCAUUUUUCUUUUUCAAGUGCUUCUAGUUAUUUUAGCAGUACUAGCUCUCUUCAGUUUGAUCAUAUAUGGCACCUCAAGUUUAAGAAGACAAUUUGUAAACAUGUAUCUUGAAGUCAACUGUUUUGAGUUCAGAUGGUACCUUAUCUGUAUUAUAGAUUCUUCCUUGUCAGAAUAUUUGGAAUAUUUAUGUCAUUAAAAAUCUUGAUGUCGAGGUUCA
Molecule: messenger RNA, 995 nt
Organism: Musa acuminata AAA Group (dessert banana)
Lineage: Eukaryota; Viridiplantae; Streptophyta; Magnoliopsida; Zingiberales; Musaceae
Exons: 5
Coding region: 129-683 (184 amino acids)
Molecular function (GO): ubiquitin protein ligase activity
Source: RefSeq, a predicted model, not a curated record